This is a messenger RNA of Diospyros lotus (date-plum), 4498 nucleotides long. RefSeq names its product RING-H2 finger protein ATL64-like. The record is from RefSeq and is a predicted model, not a curated record. Bases 3840 to 4304 code for a protein of 154 amino acids. Gene Ontology annotation, biological process: protein ubiquitination. NCBI's taxonomy places the organism in Eukaryota, Viridiplantae, Streptophyta, Magnoliopsida, Ericales, Ebenaceae. The transcript has a single exon.
AAACAAAAAAUCAAGGUUCAAGUCCGACUUAUGAUACCCAGAAACUUCACAAGUUCCAAUAAUUACCUUACUCUUGAAUUCUCAUCUGAUGCUGGUUUAAAAUAAAAACUAAAGAAAAAUCAAGCACCCCUGCUGCUUGCCACAUUUCUUGCCUGCUUAUGUAACAGUAACAUAUUCUCAUAGCCUCGUAGUAUUGAGUUCCAAGGCCAUCAUCUAACAUGUCACAGAUAUCAUUCCAAGAAAGUGGCAGUUCAGUUGUAUGUCAUGAGGCUGAGAAUAUGAUUGAAACUACUAUUCAACUCUCUCGAUUCUCCGGGCGAAGAUAAACACAAAUCCAUGGAUAAAUGAUUGCUUUCCAUGGAUAAUGCUGCAAGAACAGCCUCAUCCAUCUUUCCUUUUGUUGCUUUUGUCCUCGUUAAUGUGGAACUCAUACUUCCACCAGAGCCAAGAAUGAAUCAACAUGAGCAAGUCAAAAACAUCUUUCCGUUAAUCAAACCAACAAUAACCACGGGCUCAUGAAUCAAGAAGCAGUUUUCCCAAUAACAAGUGCACAUCCACAAAACAAUACAAGCAUCUCAAAGACAUAUCAUCAACAAAAUCCGUCAAAAUAGCAGAUUUAUGAAUCAAUCCAUGACAUACACAUACCCAGAAAAAAUAUCAUGCUUCAACAGAUCAUAGCUACAAGCCAUGAAUAUGAGAGAAACUGAAAGCUCAGAAACCAUAAAUUUUGAAAAUGGAGAGAGAGAUAAAGGCUUAAGAUUUCUGGAGAGAACUUCAACAUUAUAUUCAUUCAAACUUGUAUAUAUACAUACAUACAUAUAUAUAUAUAUAUAUCAGAUUUGUUUUUAUGUGGUCAUCAACAACUCUACCUACCCCUAACUUUCAGCUUGUUUAGGUUUAUAGCACAUUGGUACAUCCAAGGAUAUAAAAGCAAAAAUAUUAGCAUUAAAAAUACAAUAAAAUAUCAAAAAGAAGUAACAACAAAAGGAGCCACUCCUAUCAACACUCCUCACUGGCAUUUUUGCUGCGAACACCAAUACUCUUUCUCAAAUUCUCAAAUCUGGAUCUGGGCAAAGCUUUUGUUAGGAUAUGAACAAGCAGGUCCUCAGAACUGCAAUUAACAAGAAUCACUCCUUUGUGAUGCUUAGCUUCUUUUAUAAAACGAUAAUCUUAGAAUGCUUGGUCCUGCCAUGAAACACAAGAUUUUUACAAAUAAGAACCACAGACUGAUUAUCACAUCUGAUUCCAGUAACUUCUUUUGUGUCUACUUCAAAUCCACCAAUUAUUUUCUGAGACAAAUGGCUUGAUUGAUUGCAAUAGCAGCAGCUGCAUACUCUGCUUCAGUCGUUGACUGAGCUCAUGUGUCCUGCUUCUUUUAGUUCCAAGUAAACACACCAAGACCAACAGAAAACAUAUACCCCGAGGACUUUUCACAUCGUCGCCUGAGCCAGCCCAAUCACUAUCUGUAAGUCCAAACAGCGUUUUCUUGAAGCAGAGACCAUAGCCAGCAGUUCCAUUAACAUAUCUCAACACCCUCUUGGCACCUCUGAAGUGCAUUUCACUUGGAGCCUGCAUAAAGCUGUAUGGCAGACUGGUUGCGUAAUAAUACCAGGUCUUGUUAUACAGCUGACAACCAAUCAAACUUCUGUAAAUGCUUUCAUCAACUUUGUCACACCCAUCUUCUUUUCUACUUUUCAUUAAGCACUAGAGCUGUACUAACAGGUUUACUAUUUGUCAUACCGAACUUCAUUAUCGUACUUUCUUUGACUGUAAUAAAAACUCCCUGUUGAGAAUGAGAAAACUCCAUGCCAAGGAAGUGGGAUAUCACCCAAGUCCGUCAUCUAAACAUGUUUUGCAUUUCUUCUUUGAAUUGUUGUACCAGUCUGUCAACAUACAAGGAGACUAUCAGCUUGUUUUACACACGAAGUUAGCUCACUAUUGCUUUUGUUAAACCAAAACCGCCCCAAGUGAUUAUCAAUCCUGCUAUACCAGGCCCUUGGAGCCUGUUUUAAACCAUAUAAGGUCUUUAUGAGAAAUAGGCCUCCUUCUUUUCCCUUCACCAAUAAACCCUCAAGUUGUUCGACAUAACCCUUCUCCUCCAAAUAACCAUUCAAAAAGUCUAAUUUAAGAUCAGAUUAAUAAAUUUUUCAAGUUGUUUCGUGCAGCUAAUAACAGACUACUUGUAUCAUGCCUUCACUAGUGUAAAGGUUUUAUAGAAAAAUAUAUAAUUAUUCAGUUUUGUAUAUUUUAUUUCAGUAUACAGUUUGUUACUUUUUUGUCCCUAGGAGAUUUCCUUUUUCCACUGCCUUACCUGGCAGUUUCCAAGACUUAACCAACUCCUAUGGAGCGGUCUCGGCUGUAUCAUUUUUAUUUCUUGUCAGAUUCGAAUGAGGAGUUAUGUUGUUUUUCUGUCCAAAUCUACAUGGUAUCAGAGCAGUCCUAACUCCAAUUUGUUCAUCCCAAAUCCACGACUGAUAACUCCAAUUUGUUCUUCUCAAAUCUGCGACUGAUUCCGAUUGCUGUUCCACCAAAAUUUGGUCCUACUUCCUUCGAGUUUUUCAUCUGAAAUGGCAUCCACCGUCGAAGUUUCUUCUUCCUCCCAAAUUCCCUCAGUUCCGACCCCUAGAGGAGGAUCCAAUUCCUCUGCUGUUCUUAUUACCAGACAUAAACUGGAUGGCCACAACUAUCUUCAGUGACCCCAUUCAGUCAGAUGACCCAAUGUACAAGCUGUUGAAGAUAGAGAACGAUAUGGUCGUAGCUUGGCUUGUCAACUCCAUGACGAAUGAAGUCGGUGAAAACUUUAUUCUCGAUGAGACAGCGUAAGAAAUCUAGAUGACUGCCAAGGAGACAUACUCUGACACAGAAGUUACAGCAGUUACAGCGUAAGAAAUCUAGAUGACUGCCAAGGAGACAUACUCUUAACACAGAAGUUACAGCAGUUACAGCCUUUGACUGUUUCUUCAACUAUCAACAACAAAAGAAGCCUUUAAAUAGGCUUUCAAUUUGAAAAUCCAGUCUCUCCUAAGAAAAUAGGAGGUGAGGGUGUUUGGGAAACUACUUGAAGCCAUAGCGAAUUCUUCCGGUUUACAGGUUCUGGUUUGAAAAAGAAGCCUUACUAGUUUUCUCUGACUUACAAUUCCCCAGGCCAAUAUUUGUCUGAUACAAUUUGAAAGCUCAGAAACCACAUAAAUUGAAAACGGAGAGAGAUAAAGGCUUAGGACUUUUGGAGAGAAGUUAAACAUCAAAUUCGUUCAGACUUGUGUGUGUGUGUGUAUUUCAAUACAAAAGACUUGUUUUUUACUUUGUUCAACAACUCUACCUACCCCCAACUGGUUUGCCUUCCUAACUUUCAGCUUGUUUUAAGCUUUAUCACAAGUUGGUAUACACAAGCAUAUAAAAGAAAAAAUCUCAGCAUUAAAAAUACAAUAAAAUAUCAAAAAGAAGUGGCAAUAAAAGGAGCCACUCCCAACACCAGAAACCUUUAAACCUCAUAAAAUCUACAGUCUAUAGGCUAAAGAGGGUAGCCAAGAAAUACAGAGAUAUAUUGAGAUAACUGAAAGUCAACUGUGGAGAUCCGAAGACGUCAGUGUGAAGAGAAGGCGGCUUUGAAUCAGCAGGGAGAAAGCAACUAACGAGCCAACGUUCAAGAGACGGUUGUAGGUCCCGCAGCAAUAUACCUUUUAAAGAGUGUUUUAGUUAUGGAAUAAAUAUUAUUAAUCAAAUAAAAUGAAUAAAUUAAAUCAAUAAUCAAAUUCUGAUCUUGAAAUAACCGUCCACCCUCUCUGCCAUGUAGUUUGCCAUGGACUUUUGCAGCAACUUCAACCCCCACCGAUCGUGUAAUGGCGAAAGACGACACCUCCACCCCCACCUCGAUCGAUCACCUCCUCCUCAUCGCAUCCGCAACAGCCGCCUUCAUCGUCGCGCUCUACCACUGCCUGACCUUCUGCUGGCUCAACCGCCACUCGCGGCGGCGGCGGCGGCACUCCAUGCCCGAGCAGGAAGAGAUCAGGCAAGCCGCCUCCGCCGGCCUCGACGGCAACUUCAUCUCCAAAUUCAUCCCGGCGCACAAGUUCCAGAAGGCGGAUCCAGAAGCGAUCUUGCUGCCGGCGGAAGACGGCGUCUGCGCAAUUUGCUUGUGCGAGUUCGAAGAGGGCGAGGAGCUGCGGGCGUUGCCGGAAUGCGGCCACAGUUUUCACGUUGCCUGUAUCGAUAUGUGGCUGUAUUCGCAUUCAACUUGCCCGAUCUGCCGGAGCGCCGUCACGCCAUCGACGGAGUUGCUGGGGCAGCCGUCGGAUUCCAAUUGAGGAUAGACCACACGGAGACGGCCGCAAUUGCAUUUGGAGGUGAUUUGGGAGCAUGGAAAUCAAAUCAUUUACUAUAAAUAAGCAUUUAAUUGAGUUAAUAAUUAUAAAAGUAUCAAUUUGGUAUUAGUUUUUGAGAAUAUUUUUUGCUGCGAUGAACUUAAAUUGUCAAGAAGAAAGCAAAGCGGCUCUCUCUU